AUGCAAUAUAAUUAUAUGAGCGAUCUAUACCAAUCGGCAAUAGAACGUCCUCUUUUAAAAGAAAAGAAUUAUCAUAUACACCAUCAACAACAGCCAGUAGUAGUAGUAGUAUCGGCAUCUUAUCCAUCAAUCCAUCUAUCUAUCAUCGUUGCACAAAUAUAUGAUACAAUGCAUGAACCAUUAUUACCAAAUAUAGUAAUAUAUUAUAAUAGAGAUACUCCUUGGUUAGUCAUAAGAAACAAGAAUCCACCAAUUACAAUUGUGUCCCGCCAAGUAAAUAAUCAAUCCUCGUAUGAUGAUUGUUCUCAUCCACCUUUAAAUAAUAAUAAUCCAUUCUAUUUGAAUCAACAACAAAUGUUUAGACAACAACAACAACAACAACAACAACAACAACAACAACAACAACAAUUAUCUUCCUCCAACAAUGGUGGUCAAAUGACACAUCUUCCACCUCCACCACAUUUCUCGGAUUAUCAACAAUAUGCACAUAUGCCAAUGGAAUUUUCCAAUCAUCAACAACAACAAAUUUCACCACCAAAUUCUCACAAGAGAUCACAUAGCAAUAGUUUUAAUCCAUCCAAUUGGACCAUUGCAAAUCAAUUAUUAAGUAUGAGCCGAGAUAUGACCAGUAGUGUCGAUUCAAGUCCGGUCUCUUCUUCGUCACCACCAACAUCGCCAUCACUUUCUUCGAGUGGAGCCAACAACCAAAACUUGUACUCGUCCAACACCAUCUCACCAAUUAUGAGCCAAACUACUACCACUACCACAACUACCACUUCAAUGCUCCAAUAUCCACAACAACAACAACAACAACAAAUCCAAAGAGGAAAACUUUCAAGUAAUGCUCUUAGACCAGAUUUGUCACUUUCAUUGUCUGACGACUACAACAAUAGAAACUCAUCGCCUAGCAAUGACUUGACCACAAGCUCACCACCACAGUCGCCUUGUGCUUCACCAAGAUUCUCUCUAGGAAAAAAUAAGCACUAUUCUUCUGCCAACAUUGAAGAAGACUAUGAAUACCUCCGUGGCUCCUGGGUAAAGGCUCGUGAAAUCUCUCAAGAUAUCAUCAAAAUUACCAAACAAGCCACAAAAUAUGAUUUCACUCUUGUAGACUUUUAUCCUAGCCUCCAAAAGGAAUAUGAAAAUCUUGGUAACCUCUUAAAUUCAAUGGUUGAAAAGGUUGAUGUAUUAAAGUCUGACGAAAGACAAAAAAAGAAAAGAAAAGAGUCUGAUAGAAAUGCCGAAAAAAGAAAAAAGAGAAGAGAAGCAACAUUAUUAUUAAAUAAUGUAUGUAAAAGUUGUUUUACAACUGAUACACCAGAGUGGAGAAAAGGACCUGAUGGUACAAAGUCCUUGUGCAAUGCUUGUGGUUUACAUUAUGCAAAGAAUCUCAAGAGAGAAACUUUAAAUCAAGCACCACAAAUCCCAACUCAAGGAACUGGCAAAGAAUCCAUGAAGGUAUUGUCAAUCCUCAAUUAA
Cavenderia fasciculata is the source of this 1479-nucleotide messenger RNA. Its product is annotated as GATA-binding transcription factor. The coding region runs from base 1 to 1479 and encodes 492 amino acids. The record is from RefSeq and is a predicted model, not a curated record. The transcript is spliced from 6 exons. NCBI's taxonomy places the organism in Eukaryota, Evosea, Eumycetozoa, Acytosteliales, Cavenderiaceae. Gene Ontology annotation, molecular function: zinc ion binding; sequence-specific DNA binding. Gene Ontology annotation, biological process: regulation of DNA-templated transcription.